Molecule: messenger RNA, 591 nt
Organism: Melampsora larici-populina 98AG31
Lineage: Eukaryota; Fungi; Basidiomycota; Pucciniomycetes; Pucciniales; Melampsoraceae
Exons: 5
Coding region: 1-591 (196 amino acids)
Source: RefSeq, a predicted model, not a curated record
AUGUAUGAAUCACUCAAUUCAAAUUUGUGUCAAAUGCAACAAAGAUCUCCAAUCGGAGGUAGGGUAUUGUUGACCGACCACAAACUACUGCGCGUUUGCAGAUCAGAGAACCAGAGGUUGCUUGAACAACCUUCCACCGAGAUGUUGAAACAUGAAGUCGCUACUCUCAAGGCUACACUUCGAGACGCGGAGCACAUGAUUACUUCGCAAAUUGAGCAGGUUAAUACUCUCAUGGCUCAACUUCAAGAGAUGGACACGAAGGUUGCAGUGCAAAAUGGGGAGCUUCAUCGCACCAUCCCCGCCGUUUCCUUACUCAUCAAAGAGCACGGCGAACUUCAACAUCGGCUCGAAGUUGUAGAAGCCUCAACAUCUGAUUUAACCGAGAUGCAUGACUUGGAUAUCCAAAUAUACAGAGCGCACGAGAUGGCUAUUCACAAAAUUGCCAUCGCCUCUCCACUCACCCGACAUGUUAAUGUCCAUGACGAGAUGGAGAUGUAUACCGAUGAGCGUUAUUACGAGUAUGGUGAACAUCGUGAUGACCCUCCUGGAAACAAUAGUACUACCGUAUCAGAUCCACAAGCUGGGAUGUGA